Molecule: messenger RNA, 2154 nt
Organism: Stylophora pistillata
Lineage: Eukaryota; Metazoa; Cnidaria; Anthozoa; Scleractinia; Pocilloporidae
Source: RefSeq, a predicted model, not a curated record
UACAUAUUCGCCAGUUGAUCAAGCACAGGCCUUUACGAUAUUCUUUCAGGUAAAGAAAAACAAACGUGAAGAUUAUCAGGGAUAAGGAAUUUAUCUCCAUAACCAGGCGAUUCCUUUGAUUUCUUUGAUGUUUAAUCAAUUCUUUGCCUGAGGCCAACGGCUCCAAAUGACGUCUUUCUGAAAACGUUUGACCGCAGCGAUAGGUUUUAUCAGUUUUGGUUAGCUUUUACAUAAUCAAAGCAGAGCAAAUUGACAAGCUAAUUCGAAAAAGAGCUUUCUUAAUGAUUGUGAAGUCAGAAAAAACAGUCCUAAAACUUUGAUUAGUUUAUAUUAUUAGUGUAACAGCAUGUUUUGAAAUUCUGAUACUGUUGACGCGAUUAACUUGGCGGCUUUCCUGAUAUAAAAAAUUCGUCCUAGAUAUUUUUAGUAAACAAAUUAUCGUUUGCUUUGUUCAGCAUGCGUGGUUGAUCAGGCAUAAAAUUCAAAUCACGACCGUCUGGUUAAAAACGUUACCAUCACGAUAAAAUUCUCAGAAUAACUCAAAUCAUUGUAGAGGCUGGUUUGAUACAACAGGCGCAAAUGCAAGAACUCAGUGAAGUUUGGUACCACGGCUACCAUAGGCGGUCAUUGAUAGGCUCGUCCCGCCUGUAUAAGACAGCAGUUGCUAUCGUUGUUUUCAUUCUAUGCGGAAUCCUUAUGGUUGUAGUUGGAGUGACAAAUAACAGCUCGCAUAUGAAAACAGGAGGUUAUACAAUGUGUUGUUUCGGAUUGUUGGCUGGACUUUGUUUUAUUGGUAUACGUUACAUUAAAAAGAGAGCAAGUGGGUUAGAGAAUACAACGGAAGGAAACGAAAGUCCAUUGACACGCAGUGUCGAAUACAUCGAGUUGCUGCUUCGCGAGGGACAGAUGGAUAACAGCGAGGCUCAAACAAGAGGUUUAUCGACAUCAAGAAGAGAAUUAAACUUUCUUUUGACGAGAAUCUUAGGUUACCCUCCUUCUUAUGAGGAGGUAACAACGAAUGAUACGCAUGACACCAGGACACAGGCUCAGUGUGACCCACCGCCAUGUUACACAGAUGACGAAAUGUUAGCGGAUGCUAACUUAUCGCCGCCAUCUUACGAAACUGUCGCAUCAGGAACAGUAUCAAGUGAAGUGUGACAAAUCUCCUUGCCGCACCCCCUCAAGCAGUUGAUAAGUCGUCCAGAAAUUGUCCUUUCGUUGACUUUUCUGCACUCUGCGAAGGAAACAGUGGAAACAAGGAGGAAAAGGCUAGGCCGAGAAUGGAAAUCAUUGCAAAGUCAAGUUUUAGUUUGCGCAUUUAAAUGAUUUACUAAGUUAGUAAAGGUGAUAAACAGCCUUACCGAAUUUUGGAAAGCUGUUACCUCAUGCGCGAUUUGAGUUUUACUUCAGUCGUCGAAGGUCCUAGCCGAACGGCUAACGCUCUAAACUCAAGACUUACGUAUUGAGAAUGCAACAUACUCUGCGUUUACUUUAGGAGACAGGAUGUUAAUGUUAGUCUGAUCACAAGUUAGUUACUUCAGCGUUGAUUCACGAAUCUUCAACGUUUUGACAGCAUGCAGCUAGUCUUCUUCAGGUGAUGGGAUCCAAUGACAACGACUAUUCGUUUUGAAACAUUUGGUUUCGCUGUGAUUAGUUGAUUUUUUGACUCAUUGUGAUUGUGCAUAACGAUGAGAAAGGAAACUGCGGUAUUUUAUACAAUACUGUUUUACCCCGUGAUCUAUACGCCUAUACGCGUAUGCUCCUGGGCUACAGAAAUUACGUCAUGAUAUUCUAACUAGCCUGAAAAAUACUCGACUCAUGCAUUUUUCAAUGAGUCUCUUUGAUGAAUAAAAUGUCCGGGACAAUGAUAAUGUGAUUUUGCAAUGGACAUAUUUCGCAAAGCAAUUAUAUUUUUUAUGCGCGUCAGCUACUUAGUUGUAGCAUAACUUCACUUUCUGUAAGACGAAAUUCACAAAAUCAUCAUGUGCAAAAAGUUCAAAUAAAAAGUUAGCUCUAAGAUGAUGUAGCUAACUUUUAUUGUAAUGUGAAGAGUUUGUAAUCGUGGUUCCCGUUUUCAGACCACACAAAUUUGUGUGAUUACACGCUGUUAUUAUAUAUGUAGAAAAUUGCCACAAAAUGUGAGAUGUUUUGAAA